Messenger RNA from Penicillium riverlandense, 1218 nucleotides. RefSeq lists its product as uncharacterized. The record is from RefSeq and is a predicted model, not a curated record. Bases 1 to 1218 code for a protein of 405 amino acids. Lineage: Eukaryota; Fungi; Ascomycota; Eurotiomycetes; Eurotiales; Aspergillaceae. The transcript has a single exon.
AUGUGUCUCCACACAUACCACCACUACCCAGUAUGUGGGCACAUCUCCAACUGGAGCGUGACCAGCUGUCUCGAAUUCACCAACUAUGUGCGCCAAGUAGCAGGCACCGGUCAGACAGUUUCCUGCAAACAAGUCGAGAUAACGCACAAUCUCCUUCCCACCACACAACCCAGUCUCUGUGUCCAAUGUGAGAUGGAGUGGAGUGGAGCCGUUCAGCAAAAUGACCGCUACCCGCUACUACCGGACACUUACCGAAUCAUCGAGGGCUUGGAUGCAAAGAGUCCGAUCAUCGAAUUCGAUGCGCGGAUGACCCUUGAUGUGAGAAAGACCUCUUCUAACAGAAAUUACUAUGUGCGCCCAACUGACAACGAUCAGUGCGAUCUCUUCGCCGACGGCCCAUUGCACGAAGCGGGGCUUAGGAGUUGUCGGGCUUGUCGUCCGCCGAAGGGAAAGGAGCGGUAUUCCAGCUCCUCCAGAACUGUGAGUCGCUCAACCCAGACUGAUGUGAGUGGCAUCGAGAAAAGCCGAAAGAAAACAUUUGCCGACUGCUUGACGCAGUCUCCCUUGAACAGCCGGUGUGACGAAGCCAGACCAUCCGCGGGUGAGAAUCCAGCCAAACAUCGCCACUCCCGUCGACGUGAUCUGAGGACUGAUAUUUGUGAAUCACGGAAAACCGCUGAUACAGCUAAGGACCUGAUCGACUUCGCUUCUAUUACUUGCAAGCCGAGUUGCGGCGCUUGCUGGACUAGCUCGGACGACAUGAGCAAAUUGGGGACCCUCAACAAACCCGCUACCUCUCUCGACAGUCUGGAGACCAACGGGCCAUAUUCUGUUCAUUCAGAUUUACCUUGCGACGAACUGCCUAUCUUCAUGUCUACCAGCCCCUACGACUGGAUUUCAACUCUCAGUCUCGGCUACAGCUUUCUCGAAGACGCAACUCCGGUGCUUGCAAAACAAUUUGAAGGGCACCAGGAUGAACUUGAUGAGAAGUCUACUGAGCAGUCUGACUGGUCAGAUCGGAGUUCUGCGUGCCAUUCUCCAGCGCCCGCCCUGAAGCCAGUGAGAGGUCGAAAAGGAACACCCUACACGCGGCCUCUGCCUCACUUCCAGCGGUUUCAGUCAAUGCCUUCGGACACUAAGGCAGAUGGACUGGGUAUGUUUCUUCCUCCGGAAUGGGAGAGCUAUUUUGAUUGUUUCUUUCGGGAUCGAUUCUGUUGA